AUGGCAGACAGUCUUCCAGAAGACUUUGAUGUGGUUGUGAUAGGUACGGGUUUGCCUGAAUCCAUCUUUGCAGCUGCAUGUUCAAGAAAUGGCCAGAGGGUUUUGCAUGUUGAUUCCCGGAGUUACUAUGGAGGAAACUGGGCUAGCUUCAGCUUUCCAGGGCUGCUGUCCUGGUUAGAGGAAUAUCAGCAAAUCUGCACUGAUGGGGAAGAAAGUACAGCCGCAUGGCAAGACCUGCUACGUGAAACAGAAGACGCUAUCACCCUUCGCCAGAAAGAUGAAACCAUUCAGCACACGGAAGUUUUUUGUUACGCCAGUCAAGAUUUGGAUGAUAGUGUUGAAGAGACUGGCGCUUUGCAGAAAAAUCCUUCCUCUGUCGCAUCUAUGGAUAUGACUAGUACCCUUGCUGAAUCUUUGGACUCUGCUUGCUUGGUUGAAGACAGCCACUCAUUGGAUGUGACUAGCAAUGAAAUGCCUGCCAAACACACUCCAGAUAUUGAUAGAGAGAGUUUACCAGAACUAAAUGACGGAGAAGAAACCCUGGAAAAAGAUCCUGAUUAUAGAUCCAAAGCUUGUGAUCACACAGUUCAUACAGAUGGUGAUAAAGUUGAAAGUAAACCUGCAAUAGAGGACAUGAUGGAUCAACCAAAGAAGACUAGGAUUACUUACUCUCAGAUAGUCAAAGAAGGUAGGAGGUUUAAUAUUGAUUUGGUGUCAAAGCUGCUCUAUUCUCGAGGACUGCUGGUUGAGCUUUUAAUCAAAUCAAAUGUCAGUCGAUACGCAGAAUUUAAAAAUGUCACUAGGGUUCUUGCAUUUUGGGAAGGAAAAGUUGAACAAGUGCCUUGUUCCCGAGCAGAUGUUUUCAAUAGCAAAGAACUGUCUAUGGUUGAAAAAAGGAUGCUAAUGAAAUUUCUUACAUUUUGUAUGGACUAUGAGCAACACCCAGAUGAAUAUGAAGCUUUCAAGCAAUGCUCCUUUUCAGAGUACUUAAAAUCUAAAAAACUAACCCCUAGCCUGCAACAUUUUGUACUGCAUUCAAUUGCAAUGAUGUCAGAGUCAUCUUGCACGACAAUAGAUGGCCUUAAAGCAACAAAAAAUUUCCUUCAGUGUCUUGGCCGGUUUGGCAACACGCCCUUUUUAUUUCCCUUGUAUGGCCUAGGAGAAAUUCCCCAGUGUUUUUGCAGGAUGUGUGCUGUUUUUGGUGGAAUCUAUUGCCUUCGCCAUAAAGUACAAUGCCUUGUAAUUGACAGAGAGUCUGGAAGCUGUAAAGCAAUUAUAGAUCACUUGGGCCAGAGAAUAAAUGCUAAGUAUUUUGUUGUGGAGGAUAGCUCCUUAACUGAGGACAUGUGCUCAGGUGUGCAGUAUCAACAGAUAUCUAGAGCUGUGCUCAUUACAGAUGAGUCUAUCCUAAAGACAGAUUCUGAUCAACAGAUUUCUGUUUUGAUCAUACCUCCUGUAGAGCCAGGGACUUCAGCUGUCCGGCUCACUGAAUUAUGCUCUUCAACAAUGACAUGCAUGAAAAAUACCUAUUUGGUACAUCUCACAUGUUCGUCUUCUAAAACAGCAAGAGAAGAUUUGGAGUCAGUGGUGAAGAAAUUAUUCACCCCAUAUACUGAGACCGAGACAGGCGGGGAGGAGCCAGCAAAGCCGAGGCUCCUGUGGGCUCUUUAUUUUAAUAUGAGAGAUUCCUCAGGAAUCUGCCGAAGUUCAUAUAAUGGCUUACCUCCCAAUGUUUAUGUCUGCUCUGGGCCUGACGGUGGUCUUGGAAAUGAGCACGCUGUCAAGCAAGCUGAAACUCUCUUUGGUGAGCUCUUUCCAGGUGAAGACUUCUGUCCACCACCACCAAAUCCAGAAGACAUUAUCUUUAGUGAUAAGGAACCAGAGGCUCCUGAGACCAGUAAUACGGUAGUGGCUGAAAGAGAAUCCUCUGAAGAAAGCAAAGUUCUAGAAAGUUCAGAGACGCUUCUUCAAAAUUAA
Molecule: messenger RNA, 1977 nt
Organism: Elephantulus edwardii (Cape elephant shrew)
Lineage: Eukaryota; Metazoa; Chordata; Mammalia; Macroscelidea; Macroscelididae
Gene: CHML
Product: choroideremia-like (Rab escort protein 2)
Exons: 2
Coding region: 1-1977 (658 amino acids)
Biological process (GO): small GTPase-mediated signal transduction; intracellular protein transport; protein geranylgeranylation
Cellular component (GO): cytoplasm; cytosol; Rab-protein geranylgeranyltransferase complex
Molecular function (GO): GDP-dissociation inhibitor activity
Source: RefSeq, a predicted model, not a curated record